AUGAAUGUUGAUGAAAAACAAAAACACAGGAAUAUUAAAGUGUUGUUGUUAGGGGAGUCAAGUGUUGGUAAAACAUCAAUUACUCAACGAUAUGUUGAUAACAUGUUUGAGGAUAUUUAUUUGUCAUCAGUUGGAGUUGAUUUUAAGUUUAAAGAAAUAAAAAGAGAUAAUGAAUUAAUAAGACUUCAAAUAUGGGAUACUGCUGGUCAAGAACGAUUCCAGAGUAUUGCUAAGUCUUAUUAUCGAAAUGCAGAUGCUGCGUUUAUUGUUUUUGAUAUUAACAAUGAAAGUUCUUUCAAAAAAGUUCAAUUUUGGUAUAAUGAAAUAUCACAAGAAGAGGCUUAUCAACUUGUUAUUCUUGUUGGAAACAAGUGUGAUUUAGAAAUGAAAGUAACUGAUGAAUUAGUUAAGUCUUCUUAUCCUGACUCUAUUUAUUUGAAAGUAUCAGCUAAAACAAAUGAAAAUAUUUCAUUAUUAUUCGAUACUCUAAUUAAUUGUUAUUUAAGGAUGGUAAUUCAACCAAUAGAAAAAUUAGCUGAGCCAGAAACAAUUGACAUAAUAACUUCACCUUCUUUGAAUUCCACUAAACAUUCUAAUUGUUGUUAA
This is a messenger RNA of Entamoeba histolytica HM-1:IMSS, 606 nucleotides long. Its product is annotated as Rab family GTPase. Bases 1 to 606 code for a protein of 201 amino acids. The record is from RefSeq and is a predicted model, not a curated record. Lineage: Eukaryota; Evosea; Mastigamoebida; Endamoebidae. The transcript has 2 exons. Gene Ontology annotation, molecular function: GTP binding; GTPase activity.